AUGUUCAAGAAAUCAUCAAGAGCAAAGAAUAUUCGUCGCAAGAUUGAAACAACAGACGAUGAACCUACUGAAGAAGUGGAUAUCAAAAAGACAAUCACUUCGACUCUCAAGAAGAAAAAGCAAUUGAAGAAACAAGUUAAUCCCCUCAGUUUUGAAGAUGAAGAACAACAAGAAUCAUUCCAAAUAAAAAAGAUAAAACCAAGUCGAACCAUUCAGCUACCAGAUAAUCUCGUCGAUGCUAUGGAUAUCGAUGUAAAAUCCAGUUAUGAUGAAACAAUGUUGAAUCAACUUAAAGCAGGUACACCUAAUUUACCUGCUUCUGUUCGAUCUUCUUUAAACAAGGAGGAUGCUUUGUUGCAUGAAAAGUUUCCUUCGAUGAAUGCACUCCCAUCUGCAUCAACAGGCAUUCCUGAUGCAAGUGCUAUUUUAGCUGCCAAGAAAAAGAGAGAACAGAUGCGAAAAGGAGGAUUCAAUGUAGUCGAAAACGAAGACGGUUUUAUACCCUUGGAUGAAGAAGAUAAUACAGGAUCUCGACUUGUAAGAGAAGAAGAUGAUAUAGCUGAUGAUGGUGAAGCAGAAUUCGAGAAAUAUGUAGGUGACAAGUAUGCUUUCAACAAGAGCACAGCCAAAAAGCAAGAAAGAGAACGCAGAGAAGGUGUAAGGGAAAUGAUUGAGGAAGCAGAAGAAGAGGACGAAGAAGAACAGUCUGAAGAUAUGGCAAGAUGGGAGAAUGAUAUGAUCAAGUACGGUGGUGUCAAGACAAAUCCAACAGGCAUGGAUCCUUACAGUACACCUGCUAAUUAUCGCCCUGCACAGAUUCCUGAGACUGCUGCAUUACCUACUUUGUCUGAUAUGAUGACAUCCAUGGAUUUGUCUAUCACCCAAAUCAAUGAAUCAAUACAACAUUAUGAGUCUAAUCUAGCAGAAUCACUCAAGACAAUUGAGAAUUCAACCCAAAUAGAAUCAGACCUGGAUAGACAGAUAGAGAAGAGUAGUGAAAGAUAUAACUAUUUCCAAGGAUUAGCACAGUUUGUGAAUGAUUUAGGUGAAUUUUUAGAUGCUAAAUUCCCUGAUCUUGAACAACUGGAAGCACAAGUACAUGAUAUCUUAGCUACAAGAACGGAUAUUGUCACCUCCCGUCGAUGGCAGCAUCAACUAGACGAUCUUUGUAUGUUCUAUAUUGUCAAAGAAGCAGAGAAAGAAGAAAUAGAUGAGUUUGGUCGUGUACGCAAUUCAGCAACAGCCCUUCAACGUCGUCAAUCAGAAAGACAAAAACGUAUGCAACGUUUAGUAGAAUCAGAAGGAGAUGAAGUCAUACGUGAACAAGGUCUAUUUACAGACGAUGAAAUGACUGAAGAAUAUGAGAUCAAGAGAGAUACACAACUACAAGACAUUCAGACCACAUCUAUUGAACAGCUAUUGUCUGAUGUGAGUCCUGAAUUCAGUUCAUUGCGUGCAGUCAAGGACAAAUUUGAAGCAUGGAAACUUGAUUUUACAGAAGACUAUGAAAAGGCCUUUGGUAGUCUAAGUUUACCUGGUGCAUUUGAAUUCUAUAUUCGUACAGAACUUGUCUCUUGGGAUCCCUUUUCAGAACCUAUGGAUUUAGAUGGGAUGCAAUGGCAUAGUGUAUUGUCUGAAUAUGGUGUAUCAAGAGAACAUGAAGAUCCUGAUGUCGACAUGCUAAACAAAGUGGUUGAAAAGACCAUCAUUAAGAAAGUCAAAUCCUUAUUAGACACACUUGAUGCAGCUUCUUCAAGACAAAUGAGAUACGCAGCACAAAUAGUCGAACAAAUAUCGUAUUAUGUAGAUACACACGAAAAGGCCUAUCAGGAUUUAACCAUGGAUAUUGUAGACACACUCGAUAAGCAAUUAUCUCGUUUUAUUGAGCCUAUUGCCACUGCUAUUCCCAAAUCGAACUUGGAUGAGGCAUCUAUACAAGCCAAACAUCGAUUCUUUUGGAGCCAAUGUAAAUACCUCAAGACAUUAAUGGUAUGGCGUAGACAUAUUCCCAAAAUACACCUGGAUAGACUAGGCAGUAUGGUCAUGGAUCGUGUUAUUACACCUAUUCUUAAGCCAGAGACAUAUCCUACUGACCUGCACCUUCAAAAUGAAGCUUUAUUGCUUUUAUCUCAUCUACAGAAAUAA
Messenger RNA from Gilbertella persicaria, 2145 nucleotides. RefSeq names its product nineteen complex-related protein 2-domain-containing protein. Gene Ontology annotation, cellular component: nucleus; U2-type post-mRNA release spliceosomal complex. Bases 1 to 2145 code for a protein of 714 amino acids. The record is from RefSeq and is a predicted model, not a curated record. NCBI's taxonomy places the organism in Eukaryota, Fungi, Mucoromycota, Mucoromycetes, Mucorales, Choanephoraceae. Gene Ontology annotation, molecular function: DNA binding. Gene Ontology annotation, biological process: spliceosomal complex disassembly; mRNA splicing, via spliceosome. The transcript is spliced from 8 exons.